This is a messenger RNA of Chironomus riparius, 2977 nucleotides long. The record is from the annotation of a GenBank genome assembly. Lineage: Eukaryota; Metazoa; Arthropoda; Insecta; Diptera; Chironomidae.
GCAAUAAAUAUUUUCAUCACAGAAUUAAAAAAAAAAAAUUCAUUUGACUUCUCUUAUAUACACAAGACUGAAAAAUUGUAAGGCAACAAUAAAAAAAAUUAAGGAGUAGACUUACAAAAAAAAUAUUAAUUUGAUUUGAUUACGUCGCGAUAACGAGAGUCAUUAAUCAAAGAAUCUAUAAGAAGAAGAUCAAGGAGAAACUCAAUGCUGUGAUAUAAUUAAAUUGAGAGAGGCUCGAAUAAUGAACAUGCAUGAGGAAGUUGUUAAUCAAGUUGUAAGAAGAAACAAUAAGCCAAUUUUAGGACUUUUGGGUGUCAAGAGAUCAACAAAGGUUGAGCCACAACAGAAUUUUCAUAACAAUAAUAAUAAUGAGGCGAGUUCAAUGGAAUCAAUUACAACAAAAGAUGUAUCACGACAAAAUUUGUCGAUUCAGAAGCCAGUUGGACGUCAUAUAGAUGUGAGAAGUAGAAAUAACUCCGUGCCAGACUUGAGUACGUUAAAUGAUCUAGAACUAGUGAAUAGUUUGAAUAUUAAUGAGAAUGAGGCGGGAGGCAUUAAUAGAUAUAGUUUUUGUUGCACGACAGACAUGACAAAUGGAAUGGUAAAUUCAGAUUCUGGAAUAGAAAACGCUACAAGUAAUGAUGAAGAAUCAUCCACGCCAAUUCCAUCUUCCUCACGUCCUUUGGCUGUUAGAAGCUCACCAGCUUACUAUAAUCUUCCAAAAUAUGACGUCUAUCCAUCACCAAUUUUACUAUCUUGUCGAUCGAGAUUUCGUGAAAAAUUUCUACCACCGUCACUAGAACAAUAUAGCUCAUUAAAGGACUGUAACUCUUCUCCAGAUAUUCCAACUCAAAAUAAAUCUCCUCCUGUUAAAAAAGACGACCGAAAAUCAGGAUCAUUUGAUACAAUAACGAUAGAUCAUCAUAGACUAGAAGAAUGUUGCUCUGAUCCGGAUCGUAUUAGUGCUGAUUCUCUUGCCCGUCAGACGCUCAUGGCUGCUCAAGUCCUUCAUUUAAUUCCCACCGAAAAAGCGCGCCAAAGAAAUUUUCUUCAAGGUCGUUCAGCAUCAAUUUCUUUGCUUGGUGCUGCUGAAUUAGAAAAAGCUUGUCCAAAUCGAGAAGCAACUAUAUUUCUUGGAAGUUGGAACAUGAAUGGACAGAAUCCACCAAAACAAAUGAAUGACUUUAUAUUACCGACAAAAAUGGAACAUGUUCCAGAUUUAGUUGUUAUUGGAACACAAGAAGCAUGUUCAGAUAAGUUUGAAUGGGAAGUAACUCUUCAAGAGACCCUUGGUCCAUCACACGUUCUCUUUCAUUCAGCUAGCUUAGGAACUUUACAUUUGGCAGUAUUCAUGAGACGUGAUUUAAUUUGGUAUUGCUCAGAACCUGAAGAUGCUUCACUUUCCGUUCGACCCGGUUCACAUUUUAAAACAAAAGGUGCUGUUGCCAUAUCAUUUUGUUUAUUCGGAACGACAAUGCUUUUUGUUACUAGUCAUUUAACAGCUCAUCAACAAAAAGUUAAGGAGAGAGUUCAAGAUAUUAAGAGAAUUAUUAAUUCGUUAGACUUACCAAGAAACUUAAACGUUAGGCAUCGCGCGAAGGAUGUUACUCAAAAUUUUGAUUCUGUUUACUGGUGUGGUGAUCUUAAUUUUCGUCUUAGUGAGCCACGAGAUAAUUUGAUGAAGUGGCUUAAAGAGACACAAUUUCCUUUGCCUAGUCAUCUCCCUCAUGGAUAUCUCCAUACUGAUCAACUUACAUCAGUGCUUGCAGACGGAGCUGCUUUUAGAGGCUUUAAGGAAGCAAAGAUUCACUUUCCACCAACCUACAAAUACGAUGUAGGAACCCAGCAAUUUGAUACAUCAUCCAAGCAACGAGCACCAGCUUACACUGAUAGAAUAUUGUACAAAUAUAAGUUACCACCGCUUGGUUUACGACGACCGAGUGCUAUGACAUCCAGCUCACGUCCAACUUCACCACAUUCACCCAUUAAAUGCAUUGCUUAUGAUUCUGUUCAAUCAAUUGUUUCGUCCGAUCAUAAACCUGUGUGGGCUUUAUUUAAGAAUGCAUUGCGACCGGGUGUUGAUUCAAUUCCUUUAGCAGCAUUAUUCAACCGUGAAGUUUAUAUUGAAGGAAUAAAGCACCGAUUGGAUAACAACAACCAAGAAGCAACAUCCGCUUGUGUUAUUCAGUAAAAAAAAGUUUAUUUAUCAAGCAAAAAAUCUAGUCAUUUUAUGAUUACCGGUACUACAUUCCUAUUGAAUAGAAAAAGAAUUAUUUUAAAAAAAAGUAAGAAUUAAAAACCUUUAAAAGAUUAAUAUAUUUCUAGAAAAAAAAUCAUAAAUGACAAUAUUCCGUUCUAGUCUAGCUAUUAGCUUAUUUAUUCAAGAGAAGCCUUCUCGUGCCUCAUUCACCUUUUUGCCUGAGACAAAAAAAAAAUGUGAAACGUUAAAAACGUUUAAAAAAUUAAAAUUUAUUUAAUGAUGCAUAUCGAAAAGCUAGUCAAUUUAUUGGAUAAUAAGGAAGUGGUGUUUCUGGAUUUGUAUUUUAUAGAAUAUUUUUGAUAAUCUUGGACUAAGUUAAACUUGAAUAAAUUGUCGCUUCCUUGCAAAAUUUCCUAGAUGCGGUGAGGAUCUUACGAUUCCUUGUCAUAUGAACAACACUUUUCUAAUAAGAAUCGAACCAGAAUCCCCUCAAAAAAGGAAGCUAGUAAUUUCCAGUUUGAAAAGAGGAUUUCCUCUAGCAUUGGCAGAUUCGUCUAAAUAUUGGUCGAUCCCCCAGAUUCCAUUAUCAUACACUUCUAUGUUUAUUUGUUGAUUUCUUGAGCAGAUACACAUUCAAACUCAAUCCAAUCAUUUCAAUCUAUUCUACCCAAUUUCCAAAUUGUUUGAUCUAAAGAAUAUUUAGCAUUCUGCAUCUUCUAUAUUCCAAAGAUUUCAAAUCCAGAAACAUUUAUGUUUAAAAAUUAUAAUUAGAAAUUG